Molecule: messenger RNA, 950 nt
Organism: Bombyx mandarina (wild silkworm)
Lineage: Eukaryota; Metazoa; Arthropoda; Insecta; Lepidoptera; Bombycidae
Gene: Gar1
Product: Gar1 ribonucleoprotein
Biological process (GO): snoRNA guided rRNA pseudouridine synthesis; ribosome biogenesis
Cellular component (GO): box H/ACA snoRNP complex
Molecular function (GO): box H/ACA snoRNA binding
Source: RefSeq, a predicted model, not a curated record
UUGUCAAAACUUCGUGCAUGUUGUGAAUUGCGGCAAUACGCAUAGUUUGAGGUUAUAAAUAAUAACUUUGGUAAUUGUUAAUUAAAACAUGUCGUUCCGCGGUAGAGGAGGCGGCGGUGGAGGACGUGGUGGAUUUGGAGGCCGUGGUGGAUAUGGCGGCGGAGGAGGACGAGGCGGUGGCGGAGGGCGCGGUGGCCGUGGUGGAUUUGGCGGAGGCCGCGGUCGAGGGGGUGGUGGUGGCGGAGGUCGUUACCAAGAUGCUGGACCGCCCGAGGCUGUUAUUCCGCUCGGACAUUAUGGUUGGACCGUUCAAGACGAUCUAGUCUGCAAAGUAGACAUUGAAGACGUGCCGUAUUUCAACGCGCCUAUAUUCCUCGAAAACAAAGAACAAAUCGGCAAAAUUGACGAGAUAUUUGGCAAUCUACGAGAUUACUUUGUGUCAGUCAAAUUAGGAGAAAAUGUCAAAGCCAAGAGUUUCAAGGAAGGGCAGCAAUUUUUCAUUGAUCCCGCGAAGUUGCUACCUUUGAAAAGAUUUUUGCCACAACCGCCUGGGGCAAAGAGAGGCGCGGGAGGUGGUAGAGGAGGCCGAGGCGGUCGUGGUGGCAGAGGUGGAGGUGGAUUUGGCGGCGGCGGCGGCGGCGGUGGAUUUGGCAGAGGAGGCGGUGGUCGUGGAGGAGGCGGUGGCUUCGGUAGAGGUGGCGGUGGAGGCUUCGGUAGAGGCGGCGGCGGUGGUUUCGGAAGAGGCGGCGGAGGCAGGGGUGGUGGAUUCAGAGGAGGCAGAAGAUAGCCCAUGGAUCUGCAGCAGACCUACAGUGUCCAAAAUUCUGUGUAUGGAUAUUUGCCAGGUGUCUGGUAUUUUUAAGAAGAAAACUUGAAAGUGUGCGUGAAAAGAAGUUGGAUUCCAGAUUUAAUACAUUUUAUUACAUUUAUACAUUAAAUAUAUAAUAAUA